CUCUCUCAGGUUCUGUGUGUCUGGGUUUUACUGACUGGACGAGUUUCUGCAACUGAAUUAACCUGCGAAACCUUAAUCCUGCUGUCCACCAACCUGACAGUGAGGACGUUGGCGUUACUGAACCAGACGAUCACCAUCAGUAACAGUUCAGGUGUGUACUGCACCAUGUCAGUAGACGGUAUAGGAACCUGUUGGCCUCACAGUGCAGCAGGUCAGCUGAUCUCCAGAUCCUGUCCUGAGCAGUUCAACGGCAUCCACUACAACACCAGCAACCAGGUGUACAGAGAGUGUCAGUCUAAUGGCAGCUGGGCUCCCCGAGGAAACUACAGUCAGUGCACCGAGAUCUUCGUCCUGAGGAAGAGUAAGGCUCAUUAUCAGGUGGCUGUGAUCAUCAACUAUCUGGGUCACUGCAUCUCUCUGGGAGCUCUGCUGCUCGCCUUCAUCCUGUUCAUGAAACUCAGGAGUAUUCGUUGUCUCAGGAACAUCAUCCACUGGAAUCUGAUCUCAGCGUUCAUCCUGAGGAACGCAACCUGGUUCAUCGUCCAGCUGACCAUGAACCCUGCUGUUACCGAGAGCAACCAGGUGUGGUGCAGGUUGGUGACGGCAGCUUAUAAUUAUUUCCAUGUGACGAACUUCUUCUGGAUGUUUGGUGAAGGUUGUUAUCUUCACACCGCCGUCGUUCUGACCUACAGCACCGACCGUCUCAGGAGGUGGAUGUUUGUCUGCAUCGGCUGGGGUAUCCCGUUCCCCGUCAUCGUUGCGUGGGCUUUUGGGAAGCUUUACUACGACAAUGAAAAGUGCUGGUUUGGAAAAAGGGCGGGAGUUUAUACAGACUACAUCUACCAGGGUCCCAUGAUCCUGGUCCUGCUGAUUAACUUCGUCUUCCUGUUCAACAUCGUUCGGAUCCUGAUGACCAAACUGAGAGCAUCCACCACCUCCGAGACCAUCCAGUACAGGAAGGCAGUGAAAGCAACCCUGGUGCUGCUGCCUCUGCUGGGAAUCACUUACAUGCUGUUCUUUGUGAAUCCUGGAGGAGAAGAUGAAGUGGCUCAGAUCGUCUUCAUCUACUUUAACUCCAUACUGGAGUCCUUCCAGGGUUUCUUUGUGUCGGUGUUCUACUGUUUCCUGAACAGUGAGGUCCGCUCUGCAGUCAGGAAGCGUUGGAUACGUUGGCAGGACCGUCACUCCCUCCGGAGCCGGGUGGUGCGCGCCACGUCACUGCCGACCUCCCCGAGCCGUGUGUCCUUCCACAGUAUUAAACAGUCCUCUGACCUCUGA
Scomber scombrus (Atlantic mackerel) is the source of this 1278-nucleotide messenger RNA. It is a transcript of the gene crhr1, whose product is annotated as corticotropin releasing hormone receptor 1. Gene Ontology annotation, biological process: cell surface receptor signaling pathway; adenylate cyclase-activating G protein-coupled receptor signaling pathway. The record is from RefSeq and is a predicted model, not a curated record. The annotation marks the transcript as partial. Lineage: Eukaryota; Metazoa; Chordata; Actinopteri; Scombriformes; Scombridae. Gene Ontology annotation, molecular function: corticotropin-releasing hormone receptor activity; G protein-coupled peptide receptor activity; corticotrophin-releasing factor receptor activity. Gene Ontology annotation, cellular component: neuron projection; plasma membrane. The transcript has 13 exons.